Molecule: messenger RNA, 741 nt
Organism: Protopolystoma xenopodis
Lineage: Eukaryota; Metazoa; Platyhelminthes; Monogenea; Polystomatidea; Polystomatidae
Source: the annotation of a GenBank genome assembly
AUGCCGAUGGCUCCAUUCCUACCCAGUCUCCUGCAUCUUAACGACCCCCCACUUAUGAUCCUCCCAACAUCACCCUCCUGCUCAGCCUCAACAUCGGCGCCUGCCGCAAAAAGCCUGGCAUCAGUCAAUGGAUUAGCUCGGAGUGAUAGCAGAAUUGGUCCAAAUUCCCCUGCCACACACAGUCCCGCACCAGGAAAAAUAGAAAAGAAUGCCAACAUCUAUCUUAUGGGUAGCCAAGUAAUCGAAAGCGGCCCAGAAUCCCCUUUCGGAUCCGAAGAAACAGCCAACAUUUCACCCGAUUCUAUUUCGCCCAAACCCUCUAUCAUUCCGAUCAAUGCAUUUGCUACAUCAUCUCCAUCUACUCCUCUUCUUUUCGAAGCCACUUCGAGUAUAUCUUCUCCACGCCCUUCUCAUGUAACCGACUAUAACGCCUCGACGGUACCAGGUUCCUCCUCUUCUUCACCCAGCAUAAAUAGCUCCUGUCAAGUCGGCCUCAAUUGCAACUUUACUGGAGCUACCGAGCCAUUUUCUGGCCAUCUCGAAAGUCAACUAUCUGAGCCGGCUGGGAUAAAGCGUCAAAAAGCUGUGACUUGUACAGCAGAGAUGAUGCUGGCUGCCUCAGUAUCAGCAGCAACUGCGGCAGCCGUAAGUAAUGGGCAGCAAUAUGGGCAGUCGAUGAUGAUAAAUGAAUUCGAUUUCUCCUGGAACUUUGAGCCCAAGGAUGUCGGUAUGUAUAUUUAA